Molecule: messenger RNA, 2242 nt
Organism: Cannabis sativa
Lineage: Eukaryota; Viridiplantae; Streptophyta; Magnoliopsida; Rosales; Cannabaceae
Product: protein DETOXIFICATION 56
Exons: 1
Coding region: 619-2154 (511 amino acids)
Biological process (GO): xenobiotic detoxification by transmembrane export across the plasma membrane
Cellular component (GO): membrane
Molecular function (GO): antiporter activity; xenobiotic transmembrane transporter activity
Source: RefSeq, a predicted model, not a curated record
AUAUUUGAUUAAAUAAAUGACCCCUAUUCGUUCCACAAAAAAUAAUAAUAAUAAAUAAAUAUCUAUAUAAGCUUUCCAAGAUGCUUACUAAAAUUCCUGGUUGAUACUAUUGGUUAAUUUGGAUGAGGAUACGUUAACUUGUUCACUAAUGGCUUUUUCUAAAUGUGAACAACAUUGUUAAUGUAGAAAAAUCUAUAACAAAUAACCAUAAUGGCUCUACUUAAUGCAUCUAUCUAUAUGCUCACAUCCACAACUUUAUGUUCUUUAGAAAUUGUUCAACCUACAAAAUAUUCUAUCUUAUAAUACUUAAAAAAGAGUAUUUUCUUCUUAAUUCUUAUCAGAUCUUUUCAAGCACCAAAAUCUCACUUACAAGAUUCCAACGUGGGGAUAUGUAACCACUAAAAACAUGAAUAUGGCCCUCCUUGCACUAUAAAUCCACCAUCACUUAACACUCUUCCUCAAUUGUCAGUUACAUAAUUUGCUCACGAGACCCGUGCACUCUUACCAACUCAAUAGGCCACAAGUUUUCAAUUCCUUUUUUUCUUUAUAUUUCUGCAAAAAAGAAGGGCCAAAAUCCAAUUUUUAAAGAAACCCACCAAGCCAUUUGGCUCAAAAGUUAUGUCUAGUGUAUGUGUAUCUUACUUGGAAGAAAACAAAAGCAGAUCAUGGCCAGCCAACUUUGACAAAAGGGUUGUGUCAGAGCUGAAAACACAGCAAGGGAUUGCAGUUCCAUUGGUGGCUAUGAAUUUGUCUUGGUUCAUAAAGAUAGCCAUCACAACAGCAUUUCUAGGCCGUCUUGGUGAGCUUCAACUAGCAGGUGGCGCGCUCGGCCUCACUUUCGCUAAUGUUACUGGCUUUUCUGUCUUGACUGGUCUCAGUGGUGCCAUGGAACCAAUAUGUGGCCAAGCUUAUGGAGCAAAGAAUUCCAAACUCCUUCACAAGACCCUUCUGAUGACAAUCUUUCUGUUACUGCUAGUAACGGUUCCUAUUUCUUUCUUGUGGCUCCAUGUUGAUAAAAUCUUCAUCCAUUUUGGCCAACAAGAAGACCUUUCAGUAGUUGCAAGGAGCUACCUUUUUUAUCUCCUUCCUGACUUGGUGAUCACAGCAAUAGUUUGUCCUCUCAAAGCAUAUUUGAGCUCACAAGGCAUAACAAUUCCUAUCAUGUUCAGCUAUGGUCUGGCUCUCGCCCUUCAUGUACCAAUCAACAUCUUUUUGGCCAAAGCAAAGGGUCUUGAGGGAGUUGCCAUGGCAGCUUGGAUUUCUGAUCUCAUAGUUCUAACUCUGUUGGCCAUAUAUGUAAUCAUGAUGGAAAGCACAAAGGAAGGGAGGUGGAAGGAAGGAGGUUGGUUAGACCAAAGCUAUGGAGAUUGGAUUAGGCUGCUUAAGCUUUCUGGAACAUGUUGCCUCACCACAUGCCUUGAGUGGUGGGGUUAUGAGAUCUUAGUUCUAAUGACAGGGCACCUUAAUAAUGCCAAAGAAGCAGUUGGAAUUCUCACCAUUGUCCUAAAUUUCGACUAUUUGCUCUUUGCUGUCAUGCUUUCUUUAGCAACAUGUGCCUCAAUUCGUGCCUCGAAUGAGCUCGGAGCCAACAGGCCAGGGGCUGCUCGCUACUCGGCCUAUGUAUCUCUGACUGUGAGUGUGAUCACAGGCUGCAUAUGUAGCUUGGUUAUGGUUGCAGGCAGAGGAACUUGGGGUGCUUUGUUCAGCCAUAAUAAGAGGAUUGUAAGAGGAGUAAAGAAGAUGCUGCUGCUAAUGUCUUUGCUGGAAAUUGUGAAUUUCCCAUUAGCAGUUUGUGGAGGAAUCGUUAGGGGAACAGCUAGGCCAUGGUUAGCCAUGUAUGCCAAUAUUGUUGGGUUUUACCUCAUUGCCUUGCCACUGGCUGCGGUUCUGGCCUUCAAGGUUGAGCUUUCUCUAGGUGGAAUGUUGAUGGGGUUCUUAGUGGGGAUUAUUUCUUGCUUAGUAUUGUUGUUGGUUUUCAUUUUUAGGAUCAACUGGGAUGAAGAAGCUAAUAAGGCUCAAUUCCUGGCUGACAGUAGUGAAAAUGAGAAUAUAAAAACUGCAGAGGCAGUUAACAAUGGUCAAGUACGAGCGCCUUCAUUUGAUGAUGCAGCUGCAGACCAGAGAAAUAAUUCUAGAGUAGCCAUAGGAAUGUAAAAAAAUAGGCAUAUAUGCAAACAAGCUUUAUCAGCUAAAAUAACUUGUAAACUCAAUUAAGUUUUAAGUAAAUCUUUUCAAACAUUUU